Messenger RNA from Aspergillus campestris IBT 28561, 919 nucleotides. RefSeq lists its product as uncharacterized. Lineage: Eukaryota; Fungi; Ascomycota; Eurotiomycetes; Eurotiales; Aspergillaceae. The record is from RefSeq and is a predicted model, not a curated record. Bases 24 to 623 code for a protein of 199 amino acids. The transcript has a single exon.
UACACUUCAAAACAACAACCACCAUGACAGCGCCCACCUCACCCCAACCACACCUCAACAACUCAAUCCAACAAGUCACCACCAACACCUGGCUAAUCUCCCACACACAUUUCCUCCCCCAUUCCUCGUCACCACCACCACCACCACCACCAUCACCACCCCCAUCCAAAACCCCCACAGACGCAGCAGCACACUGGAGCGACAGCAACGGCGGCCAUUUCACCCUCACCACUGCACCCAAGCCCUAUCCAGAUUCCAAGCCCCUCACAGAAAGCUCCUCCCCUAUCUCAAGAGUCCACGCAGUAAACAACCAAUCCGCCGUCUGGCGCGCCGGCGAAGCCUUCAUAAAAGCACACCACACAGACCACCCCCACACAACCAGAGAGCACAUCACACUGCAGUUCCUCCAAGACCAACAUGUCCACGGUUUCGUCUUCCCAGACGUAUACGCUCAUUUCGAGUGUGACUCGCGAUACUUCCUAAUCGUCUCAAGGGUCGAGGGCCAGCUCCUCGAGGAGGCAUGGCCCAGCAUGGACGAGACACUUCGCCGAUAUUACAUCGGCAAGGUAGCUGAUAUCUGCCACAACUUAGCAGUCUGGAAAGGCGAUACAUCAGCGGCGUAGACGGACACCACCUUCUAGAGCGAUAUCUCAUCAAAGGCGACAGCAAGAUAUCAAACGCAGACGCCCUCUCCCCAACCCAGCUCCUGAAAAACUGCACCGAGAUUUGCAUGGAUGUGUCUACGUUCGUCUUUUAUCAUGGCGAUCUUGGCCCUACGAACCUCCUUGUGAACACCUCGACAGGCUCGCUGGGUAUUAUUGACUGGGAGAUUGCGGGGUACGUUCCGCGCGAGGGGGUGCGGACGAAGUUUCGACUUUCGGCGGGGAUGGAUUUCGGGUUUGGGGAUGGGGAGUCUCGG